AUGCGUUACAUUGUUGUUCGACAUGGACAUGGACAGAGAGUAAGCAUGAAUAGAAAGAACAGGCAAACAAGUAUUAAAAAAGCACCAGCUAAGCACCAACACCACACUCAAUUAAAUUUUGUAUGGUCGAUGUCACAUGAAAGAAGCAGUGGAGAAGUAAAGAAACUUCUUCAACAAAAGAAAAUUUCUGAAAUUAUCAUCUGGAUGCUAAGAACUCUUAUCUAA
Messenger RNA from Clunio marinus, 225 nucleotides. Lineage: Eukaryota; Metazoa; Arthropoda; Insecta; Diptera; Chironomidae. The record is from the annotation of a GenBank genome assembly.